GCAGAGCUGCUCCAGCGGGGAGAGGGCGGGGUGGGCGCCCGUGACAGCCGCGCCGGGCAGCAGGGACGAGGCGGCGGCGGAGGGAGGGGCGGGUGGAGGGCGGGAGCGCGCCUCUUGACAUGUUGAAGGCAUCUCUGCCUGGGUCGGGCCGGGGCUAGGAGCGGUGCUGGGCCGGGGGCGGGUCGCGGUCCGCCUCUCUCUCACUCCAUCCCGCCUUGCCCUGUCCGGGGCCUGUGUUCCGCGGUCGGCCGCCUGGGAAGGAGCGAGGGAAGCGGCGGGAGGGUCGGGGACGGGCAGCUUUCGCCUGAGGCUGGAGGAGGCUGACCCGCGUCCCCGCCCAGCCCGCGCCUAUGCGGUACUUGAAGGAUGGCGAAGAGGUCGCGCAGUGAGGAUGAGGAUGAUGACCUUCAGUAUGCUGAUCAUGAUUACGAAGUACCACAACAAAAAGGACUGAAAAAACUCUGGAACAGAGUAAAAUGGACAAGAGAUGAGGAUGAUAAGUUAAAGAAGUUGGUUGAACAACAUGGAACUGAUGAUUGGACUCUAAUUGCUAGUCACCUUCAAAAUCGUUCUGAUUUUCAAUGCCAACAUCGAUGGCAGAAGGUUUUGAAUCCAGAAUUGAUAAAAGGUCCUUGGACGAAAGAAGAAGAUCAGAGGGUUAUUGAAUUAGUUCAGAAAUAUGGACCAAAAAGGUGGUCUUUAAUUGCAAAACAUUUAAAAGGAAGAAUCGGCAAGCAGUGUAGAGAAAGAUGGCAUAAUCAUCUGAACCCUGAGGUCAAGAAAUCUUCUUGGACAGAAGAAGAAGACAGGAUCAUCUAUGAAGCACAUAAGCGGUUGGGAAAUCGUUGGGCAGAAAUUGCCAAACUACUUCCUGGAAGGACCGAUAAUUCUAUUAAAAAUCAUUGGAAUUCUACUAUGCGAAGAAAAGUGGAACAGGAAGGCUACUUACAAGAUGGAAUAAAAUCAGAACGAUCUUCAUCAAAACUUCAACUCAAACCUUGUGCAACUAUGGACCAUUUGCAAACCCAGAAUCAGUUUUACAUACCUGUUCAGAUCCCUGGUUAUCAAUAUGUAUCACCUGAUGACAAUUGUGUUGAACAUGUUCAGACUUCUGCCUUUAUUCAGCAACCUUUUGUUGAUGAAGAUCCUGAUAAGGAAAAGAAAAUAAAGGAACUGGAGCUGCUGCUUAUGUCAGCUGAGAAUGAAGUUAGGAGAAAGUGCCUUCCAUCCCAACCUGGAAGCUUUUCUAGCUGGUCUGGUAGUUUCCUCAUGGAUGAUAGCAUGUCUAACACACUAAAUAACCUUGAGGAACACACUACUGAAUUUUACAAUAUGGAGGAAAAUCAGACUGUUUCUGCUCAGCAGAAUUCACCCACGAAGUUUCUAGCUGUAGAAGCAAAUGCUGUACUGUCUUCUCUACAGACCAUCCCAGAAUUUGCAGAGACUCUAGAACUUAUUGAAUCUGAUCCUGUAGCAUGGAGCGAUGUUACUAGUUUUGAUCUUUCUGAUGCUGCUGCUUCUCCUGUCAAGUCUACCCCAGUUAAACUAAUGCGAAUUCAACACAAUGAAGGAGCCAUGGAAUGUCAGUUUAAUGUCAGUCUUGUACUUGAGGGGAAAAAGAACAGUUGUAAUGGUGGAGCCAGUGAAGCUGUUCCUUUAACAUCCCCAAAUGUGGUCAAGUUUAGCACUCCACCAACCAUCCUCAGAAAGAAGAAAAGGAUGCGAGUGGGUCAGUCUCUAGGCAAUGAACUUGGUGAUGACUCAUUCAAUGAUGGCGGUAAUAUGGUACUGAAACACACACCAGUGAAAACACUACCGUUUUCUCCUUCACAGUUUUUUAACACAUGUCCUGGGAAUGAACUUAAUAUAGAUAAUCCUUCAUUUACAUCAACUCCAAUUUGUGGGCAGAAAGUUCUUAUUACAACUCCUCUUCAGAAGGAAACAACUCCCAAAGAUCAAAAGGAAAAUGUAGGGUUUAGAACACCUACCAUUAGAAGAUCUAUAUUGGGCACCACACCAAGAACUCCUACUCCAUUUAAGAAUGCACUUGCUGCUCAGGAGAAAAAAUAUGGACCUCUUAAAAUUGUGUCCCAGCCACAUGGCUUCUUGGAAGAAGACAUUCGAGAAGUUUUAAAAGAAGAUACUGGAACAGACAUAUUCUUCAAAGAAGAAGAUGAGAGUGCUUACAAAAGCUGUAAACAAGAGCAUUCUGCUUCUGUGAAGAAAGUCAGAAAAUCACUAGCCUUAGAUAAUUGGGAAAAAGAAGAACCAGGCACUCAGCUGCUAACUGAUGACAUUUCAGACAUGCAGUCAAAUUGUGAAUGGGAAACAGUGGUUUACGGGAAGACAGAAGACCAACUUAUCAUGACUGAACAAGCAAGAAGAUACCUAAGUGCCUACACGGCUACCAGCAGCACUUCAAGGGCUCUGAUACUGUAAUUGAUAUUAAAACAAAUGCAAUGCCCCACUACCUUACUGUAUUUUAUGCCAAAUUAGGUUGCAAUGAAAUUUUUUCAAUUAACUCUUUAAAGGUUUUAAUACACCCCUAAAAUAGUUGGCAUCUUUUCUAUACUGGGCAGGCUAAAAGCUAAUAAGCCACUUAAAGUAUGGGGUAGACAAAUUCAUUAUUUAUAUUUUUAAGAGAUGAGAGUUUUAAGAUUUGUUUUUAAAGAACAAAAUGGUGAAAUAAGGAUAUUCAUGGGUAUUCCAAAAGCAAAUUGUCACAUAUUUUCUGUACAAGAUAUAUGUUGCUACUCUUUUGAAACUGUAGUUUGUUUGAGACAAGUGUGUUAGUAUGUGGUCUCUGGAAAUAGUCUGUGUUUAGGAAGCGCAGUGGCUUUAUGAAGUACUUUCGCCCAUGUGCUAAUUUACUUAGACUACCACUUACAAAGAAACACAGUGGAAAGGAGUCUAAAGGAAUAUAGAAAGUUGCACUACUAACUUUUGGUAUUUUUCAGGAACAAUAAAAUUGUUAACUACAGUGUUAAGCAUAUUUAUUUGAGCACAGUACUAAAAUAUUGAACAUGGGCUUUUUCUCAUUAGUAAAGAGUCAGUAUUUCUUCGCAAGUCUCAGAAGAGCUGAGAGUUUUGUUGAAUGUAUUGUACAGUAUAUAGAAGCAGGAAAGCUUUGUACAUUGGAAAGAAUGUCUGUUUUUAUAAUUUAUUUUCAUUUUUAAAGCUUAAAUGUAGAUAUAUAUACAGGCUGUCUAGAAGCCAGUGUUGUUUCCUGUCAUUACAGCUAACAUAGUAAAGAAUUUUUACUUUCAAGUAUGAAAUAGUUAAGUUAUAGCUACAAAGAAUACAAUAUCUAUACUGUAUGUCACAUCUACCUAAAAUUGCACUAUAUCCCUUAAAUCAUGUUGGUUAUAAAGUAGUUCUAAAAAUGUACUAAAUAAUUUAAUAUUUUCUUUUUAAAUUAUAUUGGAGGGUCAUAUAAAUUAAUCUGGUGAUUUGUAUAUGUGUUUAAAAUUGUUGCAUUUUGUUUAAAAAAAUAAUAUGGUACUUUGGUCCCUGAAACAGUCUGCACUUAGAAGUUUAUUGUACGUAUUCAAUGUUUCAGAAGUCGAAAACAUUAUCUUUUAUUUAUAUAAAUAUUUUGUCCUUUUAUAAAUGUUUUGUGUUUCCAGGUUACAACAGUUGCUUCGGUUGCCUGCUUAGGUGUUUGCACUUACUUUGCAUUCUUCUUGAAAGAAUGUCUUUAUUUGCUUUGUGGUAGAGAUUUUAGGUAAUUUUUUUAGACAUAUAAUGGCAUGCUGUCAACCUAAACACUGACAGGCAAAUAGAAUUGUACACUGUAGUUUGAAUUAUUUAUAAUUGACACUCUCUCCCUCUCCACUCCUGAAGUAUGCUGCUACGGAAAGUAGCAGAAUCAGCUUGCUGCUAUGAGAGAUGGAAAGAGCAACCACCACUUGCACUGUGUGAAAGAUAAAGAGCAAAUGAUGGCGGGUUCUCGAGUUAAUGUAAUGGAUUCAACUAUUACCAGACAAAUUCUUACAAAGACCAAAAAUACUACUGUGCCUCAAACCCAAACCAAAACAAACAGCUUAAGAUUUUUUUUAUCUACUUUUCUGUUAAUGGAAGUGGAACUACUGAAUGUUUAAAUGGCUAGCUCUUCAGCAGUAGACUUAAAAGGGUUUUAAGCUUUAACUCCAAUUGCUAGUUUCUGCAUACUGUAUGUUAGUGAGAAGUAAAUAAUAUGUGUGGUGGUACUGAGAUUAUGCCUUCUUGAUAACAAAUAGGUAAAACAAUUUGAAUCUUCUUAGCAUGUUCAGUAUGUUUGUUUUUUCUAAUUAAUUUCUCACAGAAAUUUUGUGUAAAACCCAUGAUUGUGGCAAAAUCAUACUGUAUCAUUUCAGUUACCUUGAGCUAAUAAUAGCACAUAAUUCCUUUUAUAAAAUGUAACCCUUAGCUGGAUUGGAUAUGAUAGUCUCUGGUCACCAAAGUAUAAUAUCUUAAAAGAGCUAUGCAUUUCAGAGCAUAAUUUUUCUUAAGCAUUAAAUUAUCCCAAAUGUUAAUAUAUUGUGUAUAAGCCUGGGCUUAUUGGACAUAGGGAUAUUUGGGUUGGUGUUGGUUGAAUCCUCCAGUUAACUGCUUUGUUGCUUUAUGCAAGAUUUAUAAUCAUAAACACGUCAGGCAUCAUAAGUCAUCUUUUUUUUUUUUUUUUUACUGUUGUGUUCAUUUGGAUUCUUUGAUUGCCAUGAAGAUGCCAGAUAUACAGGUAGCAGCCAUACUUGCAUGGAAACUGACUACAUAUAUACUAUACUGCAUUUUGUUGUAAGGUUUUCACAUUAAUACCACAAUUACUCUGACUAAAUUGUUUUGUAGCUCUAUGAGAAAACUUUGCAUUGUAAGAGAAUCUUACAGAUGGUGUUUUAAUAUAUUAACAUCCAAAUAAAGCAUCUGUGUACAAGCUGA
Messenger RNA from Nannospalax galili (Upper Galilee mountains blind mole rat), 4914 nucleotides. It is a transcript of the gene Mybl1, whose product is annotated as MYB proto-oncogene like 1. Gene Ontology annotation, cellular component: nucleus. Gene Ontology annotation, molecular function: RNA polymerase II cis-regulatory region sequence-specific DNA binding; DNA-binding transcription factor activity, RNA polymerase II-specific. Lineage: Eukaryota; Metazoa; Chordata; Mammalia; Rodentia; Spalacidae. The coding region runs from base 367 to 2439 and encodes 690 amino acids. The transcript has 15 exons. Gene Ontology annotation, biological process: regulation of DNA-templated transcription. The record is from RefSeq and is a predicted model, not a curated record.